AUUACGCAUCUGCGAGAUGCGUGAGAGCAGCAGAACAACAUCACAUGCUUGGCUUUAUGCCAGCGGAGCGCUCGAACGGAAGAACGCUGAACUUUGAACACCCUGCUAUCAUGUCAAUCUGGAGGCGGCAAUGUCUAUGUGCGAAUGCUGGGCCGUCAGUCUGCAAUUCGGCAUCGGAAUGAGCACAGCUGCCGAAGACAAUCUAUUCUGCAGGCAGUUUAGAGAGCUGACGAUCAGCCGCCGCGGGGGGUUGCUGGUCAUCCAGUUCCAGCGAUGGCAACGGCGCACCAUCUACGAGCUCAUGAGAGCACUGGACGCAGCCAAUGCGGAUGGCGACAUCAGCAUAGUAGUGCUGUCGGGCGAGUUUGCCGUGGGACGUGAGGGUGAUUGCCAGCCGCUGGCUCUGGAGCAGGGACCAGGGAGAGAGAAACGCGACGAGGUCGAGGAUCGGUUCAUCCAGCAGCGGGCAGCCGAUUUUGUGAUGCGUUCGCUGGCCAAGAAGCUGCUUAGCUGCCGAAAGCUACUGGUGGCUUUUGUACAGGGCCCUUGCCAGGGCCUGGGGGUCACCAUCUGCUGCCUCUGCGACCUCGUCUACGCCACGGAGGCCGCCUACUUCCUGCUAUCGCUCUCCCAUCUACAUCCCUGCGUCGAGGCGGGACCAAGCUGGAGCCUUCCACACAUCGAGGUGUUACUCCGACUAGGGGAACGGGCCGAUGCUAGGUCUGCCUUGGGAAGCGGCUUUGUCGCCAGCCUGGCGGCAGGCGCGCAGCAUUUCUGGACACGCAUGGAUCAGCAUUCGCGCCUGCCCACUGCAUCCCUGCUGGCUACCAAGCGACACCUUCUCCGGCCGUGGCGCGAACAACUGCUGGCCCAACUCCGGAAGGAGAGCACACCACUGGCUGCUCAGCGUCGCCGCCUACCUUCGGCCAAGCUGUGAUCAUACGUGCACUCCAACACACACAGAUAAAUAUUAUCAGCCAUGCUCCGGUUAUCGCAAAUGAUUAUUUUAUAUUUUUGUAACCGAAAAAAUCAUACACUUAGAAUAGCCGCACAACAGAAUUAAAUAUACUAAAUCGCUACUCUAAGGAUAAUCUAUCCAUUUAUGUUUAAUGGAUAUUCUGCGGUGAUAAUAAUUAUUUGUAUAU
Messenger RNA from Drosophila persimilis, 1145 nucleotides. Its product is annotated as enoyl-CoA delta isomerase 2, mitochondrial. NCBI's taxonomy places the organism in Eukaryota, Metazoa, Arthropoda, Insecta, Diptera, Drosophilidae. The transcript has a single exon. The coding region runs from base 131 to 937 and encodes 268 amino acids. The record is from RefSeq and is a predicted model, not a curated record.